AAUCAUUGUGGGGAAAAUACUUAUUUUAGCAUCUGUACCUUUCCAAUCUCCCAAACAGAACACAAUGUACUUAUUUUUACAGUAUUUGCUUGUUGAUGUUCUUGUUGCAUUUUGCAGAAUACAGUUGAACAGUAUUGUAUCAGUCCCUAUUCCUCUGUUCUGAAGGUAUUUUGAGCUGCCUCCUUUUACUGUUAGUGGUUCGCUUUGGGCCAUUCAGGUUGGUUUGGAACCAGCUUGCCUUAUGAGAUAUGGGGAUCUUCUGUCCCUUGUGACUUUGCAUCCUGUUGGUAGUCCGAUCAGCAGGAGAAGAGAAUAUGGUUGUCUUCAGAAGCCAUUGAUAUCCCUCCCUGAGUGAGAACUUCAUCGAAUUAACUAUAUAAUGUGGGAAUAUAAAGUCCAUUUUAUUUAUUUAUUUUUUGCUACUCUUCCUUGUUUAUAUUUGGAUCAUAUAUGGCAACUAGUAUUAACUUGUUUGUUUGUUUGUUUGUUUUUUAAGUCUGGCAUGUUCUAAUUACUAAAGAUUUGAAUUGAAAAUGUAAAAAACUUGACUGGCUUGUAUACUGACUGUUUCACUAAUCAAUAUUUAAUAUGGUUUUCAUAGGAUAUGUAACAUGACACUGAUAUUCUGGACAGUUUAUCAUAGGAGCCUCUGUGAAGGUAUCUUUUUGAAGUAAUGCCCACAGAAAGUGGAAGUUGUGCAACUGCUCGCCAAGCAAAGCAGAAGCGCAAAUCGCACAGUCUUUCUAUACGAAGAACCAACAGUUCCGAGCAAGAACGGGCAGGAUUGCAAAGAGACAUGUUGGAAGGGCAGGAUUCUAAACUUCCUUCAUCUGUUCGAAAUACACUUCUUGAGCUUUUUGGGCAAAUAGAGCGAGAGUUUGAAAACCUUUAUAUUGAAAAUCUUGAAUUACGUCGAGAAAUUGAUACACUCAAUGAACGCUUGGCAGCUGAAGGACAAACAGUUGAUGGAGCUGAACUGAACAAAGGACAACUGAAAGCAAAAGCCAGUCAUAGUACCAGUCAGCUUUCUCAGAAAUUAAAGACAACUUACAAGGCAUCUACUAGCAAGAUUGUAUCCAGUUUCAAAACUACAACAUCAAGGGCAAUAUGUCAAUUGGUGAAGGAGUAUGUUGGCCACAGGGAUGGUAUUUGGGAUGUCAGUGUCACGAAAACUCAGCCAGUGGUGUUGGGAACUGCAUCUGCUGAUCAUACUGCUCUUCUGUGGAGCAUAGAAACUGGAAAGUGCCUUGUCAAGUAUGUAGGGCAUGUUGGAUCAGUAAAUUCCGUAAAGUUCCAUCCAACAGAGCAGGUAGCUCUCACAGCGUCUGGAGACCAGACAGCUCACAUCUGGAGAUACAUGGUUCAGUUACCCACGCCUCAGCCAACUGCAGACUGCAAUCAAAUAUCUGGGGAAGAUGAAAUUGAGUUCUCAGAUAAAGAUGAACCUGAUGGAGAUGGAGAUGCUUCCAGUGACUGUCCAACUAUACGAGCUCCCUUAACAUCCCUUAAAAGCCAUCAGGGAGUGGUUAUAGCAGCUGACUGGUUGGUCGGAGGGAAGCAAGCUGUAACAGCUUCAUGGGAUAGGACAGCAAACCUGUAUGAAGUGGAGACGUCAGAACUUGUUCAUUCUCUGACAGGGCAUGACCAAGAGCUAACACAUUGUUGUACACAUCCCACCCAACGUCUUGUGGUGACUUCAUCACGUGAUACAACCUUCCGUCUGUGGGAUUUCAGAGAUCCUUCUAUCCAUUCUGUGAAUGUCUUUCAGGGCCACACAGACACUGUGACAUCAGCAGUUUUCACUGUGGGUGACAACGUUGUUUCGGGUAGUGAUGACCGCACUGUAAAAGUCUGGGACUUGAAAAAUAUGAGAUCUCCUAUUGCAACUAUCCGUACAGACUCUGCAGUAAAUAGGAUUAAUGUGUGUGUUGGCCAAAGAAUCAUUGCCCUUCCACAUGACAACCGACAGGUUAGAUUAUUUGACAUGUCAGGUGUGCGAUUAGCAAGGCUUCCUCGCAGUAACAGACAGGGCCAUAGGAGAAUGGUAUGCUGUUCUGCGUGGAGUGAAGACCAUCCAAUCUGUAACCUGUUUACUUGUGGGUUCGAUCGUCAGGCAAUUGGCUGGAACAUCAACAUCCCUGCAUUGUUACAAGAAAAAUAAAAAUGCUGGAGAAUUUUUGCAUUUUGUGUGGCCAUGGACUUUUAAACUUUUAUGCAGACUUUUCUGAAUAUUAGCCUGUCAUUGCUGUAAAAGUUCUUCCUUGAACAGAGUGCUUUGCAAAUGUCGUUCUUGUUACCACAUUGUGCACAAUUUGCAUGAAAUGUACAGGAAAUGUGACUUUUUUAAAAAUUAGAUUGUCUUGUGUAUGAACUUUUAUAUCUUACUACCCACUGGUCAGUAGAAAGGAAGUUCAUAGUUAUAUAGAGCACAUACGUGUUUCUAAGUUAUUCAGCAUUUGAUAGUUGAACAGUAGGGCAUUAAAUUUGUGACUUAAAUGUGAAAUGUAUGUACUUAUUAUGAAGAAUAUAUAGUAGUCUGUUACAUUUUUCCAUAACUUUACAUAUCUGCCUUGUGUUAAAGAAUCUGCAGGGCUAACUUUGAUGAAGUGUGAAUUUCACUAGUAGUAGGAUGGUUAACAUUUCUUUGUUUGCAUCUAUGAUUUUUAGUGCUGCAGUAUAGUGUAACUUCAGCUCCCAUGUUAUUCUAGUUACUGGAGAGAAGGAUUGGGAAGAUAAGGAUGAACAACCUCUUCUAGUGUGCGUAGAAUGCAGAAUUACAGCAUUCCAAAUGUUUUUUUACAUUUCUCGUGACACAGAAGAAGCAAAUGUUCAUUCUACCCUUUAUGUACAAAGCUCUUUUGGAUCUUGUAGCAUCUGUCACUAGCAACAAUCCCAAAUCUAAUCAUUAAAAUCUAGGGGUGCUGUACACGUGUGGAGGGAGGAGGGCAUUUUAAUUGGAGCAGGUUUUGGGAUCUGUUCUAAUUAAAGCACCCACAGCA
Gavialis gangeticus (Gharial) is the source of this 2999-nucleotide messenger RNA. RefSeq names its product WD repeat domain 37 (gene WDR37). The record is from RefSeq and is a predicted model, not a curated record. Gene Ontology annotation, cellular component: preribosome, large subunit precursor. Gene Ontology annotation, molecular function: protein binding. The transcript has 14 exons. NCBI's taxonomy places the organism in Eukaryota, Metazoa, Chordata, Crocodylia, Gavialidae. Bases 674 to 2161 code for a protein of 495 amino acids.